Cuscuta europaea is the source of this 2246-nucleotide messenger RNA. The record is from the annotation of a GenBank genome assembly. NCBI's taxonomy places the organism in Eukaryota, Viridiplantae, Streptophyta, Magnoliopsida, Solanales, Convolvulaceae.
AUUUCCAUCCCCUAAAGUUCAGUGAAAACGAGUAGAGCAUAUAUAUAUACUUACUUGCCGGAAAUAUACACUUAUAUAUAUUUACGUAAGGAAUUGCUUAUAAACGAUAGAGGAGGGUCGUGAGAGGUCUAGGAAUACUUCCCAAUAAAGUCUAGACCGAUUCGUAAUCACCAGAGCAUCCUAGAGCUCGCCGGAGUUGCAAGUCGUGGAAGCGGGUCUUCAGCAAAAGCGAAUAUUUUGCCAUAGAUAAGGAUGCCAGAGCUUCGUCUCGCCGUCAGGAUCAUUUUGCAACUUGAAUCGUCGAAAACUCGAAAUCUGUUACCUAUGAUUAUGAUUAUGAAGAUUGAUGUACUUGAUGCCCGAGUGUUCCGCUAGUUGCACACGUUUGAUUAAUUAUCGUUGUUUAAAUUUGUAAUUCAUAAACUUUGUCCUAAGACCUAUUUCAUUGUUAUUUGCACUUAUGGUGGAUAGCCUGUGCACUCAAUCAUGUAUAGGUUGAGUGUGGCGGUGAUGCACCUGUUUUUACCUUAAAGACUUCCGUUGUACUCUAAAUAUGUUUAAUAAUAAAGAUGGUUUCAUUUAAAAAUGUGAUUUUAUUUGGGUGGGAAAAAUGGGGGUGUUACACGGUUGCCACGGGAGACGCCGCGGAAGACGGUGGCUCGGAAGACAUAGCAGCAUCGGCGUAUUAUUUUGUUUUUGGAAGAGGUGGCGGCUGCGAUGGAAGCCUGGCGGCGCCGAGUGUAGAGAGAGAAAGGAAAAAAAUUAGGAUUUUAGUGUGCUCUUGAUACCAUGUGAGAAUAAUGGAACAGGAUGCUCUCUAAGAAGCUCUGACAGAUAUAUUUAUAAUAAAAGAUUUUAAUGUAAAGUACAAUACUAAUGAUUUAAUAAUUCUAUUACUUAGCACAUCUUACGGGGUGUAUUGGGAGAACUAGUAACAUUGGAGGCAUGAAUUGAUUGAGUUGUGUAUCUUGUAUGUCCGUGUUCACGCGUUUGUCUAUCUUGAGAAAAGUUCGUGUGAUAACAGGGUCAAUGUUGUUUAGGUAAAGCUCGUGUGAUUACAUCGUGAUUAUAAUGAGAGUGCCAAUGGGUAUUGCCAGCGUAAAUGUGUAAUACGUAGUAAUUUUUAUUAUCGAAAUACAAGGGAGACACGUCAGAACCAAUCAAAGAUCUUUGACUUUAGAAAGUAGGGUUUUGAAUGAAAAUACUCGACUACUUUCCAUGCAAUGUACAAAUUAUUACUCUCUCUAUCCUUAUUUAAUGUCCUUACUUUCCUUUUUUGGAUAUCCUUUUAUAAAGUCCUACUUCCUUAUUUGAUAAACAAAACAAUGCAAAACAAUAUCAAACAUUGUCAUUUUCUUAAUACACGUGUAUAUUGUAGUGGGAACAUUAAAUAGGGGCAAAGGGGGUAAAAUAAUAAUAAUAAUAGUUAAUAUUAUUAUUAUUAUUAUAGUAAUAAUGACUAUUGUUGUUGUUGUUAUGGAGGAUUUGACUUUGCACCUCACUUUUUAGAUGAUAUUAGACUUUGUAUCUCGUUGUAAAAAAACAUUGAUUUUACACCUCAUUUUAUUUAAAAGUCCUUUUACUUUUGACACCGUUCAUAAAUUUUUCUUCACAAAAUGUUACGUGAUAGGGUGCAAAGUAAAAAAAAAAAUCAAAAAAGAUUGCAAAACUACAUAUCACUCAAAAAAUGGGGUCUAAAAUCAAAUUCCCUAUUACUAUUAUUAUUAGUAGUAGUAGUUUUGUUAUUAUUAUUUUUAUUAUUAUUAUUAGAAACACAAUGUAUGAAUCAUUACACAAAACACUCAUAAUCUUUAACUUAUUAGUCUUCGUUCCAUUUUUCAAGUUACCUUUGAGGUGGGGGAGUGAUAUUGUUUCCAUGUCUAUUGAAAGAAAAGAAUUCUUCAAAAGGAGAUCAGAUAUCGGCGCCGCUAUAGACAGGCCUCUUUCUGUUUUCCUUGUGUUGGCCUAUUCCGGGGUGCUUUACACUUUCUUGUUUCAAAGGUUGUGUAUGACAUUAUCCAUAAUUCCAUUUUAAUUUAAAAACUGUAUGUACUAUGUAUUUCCUUACUAAAUUUCCUUAAAAAGAAAGUAAUCACAUUUCCACUAACCCAACGGCUACUGUACUAGCUCUUAUCAUGAUGUUUUGCAUCUUACCCUUUGCUUGUUUUUCUUUCUUUAUUAUUAUUGUCUCGCUACAAUUGUCUCAUUUUAUUCUUUCGUGAAAAUUCAUUAAAAUUGUCUCCUGC